Molecule: messenger RNA, 1428 nt
Organism: Fraxinus pennsylvanica
Lineage: Eukaryota; Viridiplantae; Streptophyta; Magnoliopsida; Lamiales; Oleaceae
Source: the annotation of a GenBank genome assembly
AUGAAGACUUUGAAGAAUUUGCGAGGAUUUACAGCGGUUAGGCAUGAAAAAGAAGAGCGAAGGCAUCAGAAAUCUCUUGUUUUUAUUGAAGUCGAUCGAGCUAGCCAGGACAUGGUGGAUUUGAGAGACUGCUAUGAUAGGUUAUCUUCGGUUGCAGCAGAAACGGCAAACAACGCAUAUGAAUUCGCAGAAUCACUGGGGCAAAUGGGUGAUUGUCUGCUCGAGAAAACAGCUUUAAAUGAUGAUGAAGAAAGUGGAAAAGUUCUGUUGAUGCUGGGAAAAGUGCAGCUUGAACUUCAGAAAAUUGUUGAUGGUUAUCGCUCUAAUAUAUUUAAGACAAUCACCAUCCCAUCAGAUUCUAUUCUUAAUGAGCUAUGCAUAGUUGAGAUGGAUAAUGUGGAUACCUCAUCUCAUCCAAGCACUAAAUUAGGUGCAGCUAAGGAAAAUUUGGAAAGAAGUACUGGUCAAAAUUCUUUUGGCUUCCUCAGAGAGACUAUGAUAAUCAGCCAAUCAGCACCUAUAUUUCGUGAGAAGAAACUUGAUCCAGCUGGGCGGUCGAGACAGAUGCUGCCAUCACCAUCACACAGGUUUACAUCAUAUGUGCUACCCACACCAGUUGAGGCGAAGAGUCUUGGUUCUGGGAAAGCAGAUUUUGAAGAUCCAAAGCAUAAACAAGUGAGCCAUAACUUGUGGCAUUCAUCUCCUCUUGAUCAAAAUAAGCAUGAAAGAGUAGUAGAAAAUGAGAAAUCCUCUGGAUCUAUCCUCUUAGAUGCACAACAGGUGCUCACAGAGAGCAAUAAUAAUACAAAAAGCAGUCGAUUGCCCCCUUCAUUAUUGGAUGGCUUCUCAUCAAAACAGUUUGAUCCAAAUGUUGCAUUCGAUACUAGAAAAGUCAAAAGACAAGCUUUCUCCGGUCCAAUAACAGGCAAACCGUGGCCAAAGAACCCAAAUUUAUCUGCCAGUGGUCAUAUCAUUUCAUCAGAAUACCCUCUGCCAUUUUCUGGGUCUAUAUUGCGCACUCCAUUGCCUCAGCCAAUGUCAAUGCCCAAAUUAUUAUCACGUGUUUCACCUACUUUCAUGUCAUCACCUAUAAUAAGCGAACUUCAUGAGCUGCCUCGGCCCCCAGCUCAUCUACCUUCUAAUAGGCUCUCCAAUCACAUUGCUCAUUCAGGGCCUUUAGUAUCCAAAGGUCAUGAGCUACCUACUGCAAGCAUAUCAGCAACGUCUGUAGCAAAAUCUACACUUCCAAUGCCGCCUCAGACUAUUUAUCACAGUUAUUCUAUUUCCUCUGGAGGUCGAAAAGAAUCGGCACUGCAUGAACCUUCAGAAGCUUCUCAAAAUUUGAAGAUGACUGAAGCAAUUUCUUCACCUCCUUCAACACCCAUUUCAUUGCCUGAUGUACAACCAGCAGCACCACCUACACCGUAG